Molecule: messenger RNA, 1176 nt
Organism: Adineta steineri
Lineage: Eukaryota; Metazoa; Rotifera; Eurotatoria; Adinetida; Adinetidae
Source: the annotation of a GenBank genome assembly
AUGGCAGGUAAAUUCUUCGGUGCAGCACAAGGACUUCCAUGGAUUAAAUCAAUAUCAGUAUCAAAUGAUGAUGAACAUUCUGAUCGAUUAAAUCAUCGUUAUACUGUUGGCUUUUUACUUGUUUGUGCAAUGAUUGCAACAGGUAGUCCACUUGCUUUAAAUCGAAUAACUUGUUGGGUACCAGCUCAAUUUGUUGGUGCUUAUUCUACAUAUACAAAUAAUUAUUGUUGGAUUUCAAAUACAUAUUAUGUACCAACUAAUAGUACAGUUCCACAUAGUAAACAUGAACGAGAACGUGCUGAAAUUGGUUAUUAUCAAUGGACACCAUUUAUAUUUCUUUUAUUUGCUUUAUUUUUUUAUCUUCCACGUAUGUUAUGGCGUUCAAUGAAUACUCGAUCAGGUGUUGAUUUACAACAUCUUGUUUCGAAAGAUAAACAAGAAAAAAUUGUUCCACUUAUUGAACAAUAUUGUCAACCAUAUGAACGUGAUAAUACUAUUGGUAAUCGAUGUUGUCGUACUUUAUUUUGUACAAGUGGUAAACGUUUAGGAAAUUAUCUUUGUUCAAUAUAUUUAAUGGUUAAAAUUCUUUAUUUAAUUAAUUCAUUUAUUCAAUUAGUACUUAUUCAUGUCAUAUUAGGUCAACCUGGUUGGUUUUAUGGUAUUGAUAUAUGGUAUAGUGUAUUUAUACAAAAUUCUGUUCUGACGGAUUCACCUUAUUUUCCUCGUGUAACAUUAUGUGAUUUACGUAUACGUGAAGUUGGAAAUCUUCAUCGUUAUACAGUACAAUGUGUUUUACCAAUAAAUAUGUUUAAUGAAAAAAUGUUUUCACUUGCUUGGUUUUGGUUUAUUUAUAUAUUUGUCGCAAAUGUUUUAUCAUUUAUUUUUACAUUAUAUCAUAUGUUUAAUUUCCAUAGUCGAUUUACAUUUAUUCGUGAUCUUUAUCGAAAAAGUACAUCAAAAAUAAAAUUUAAUGAUGAUUUAAUAGAAGAAUUUACACGAGAUUUUCUUAUGCAAGAUGGUGUUUUAAUUAUUGAUAUUAUUUAUCGAAAUAAUUCGAUUUUUGUUGCAACAGAUGUUGUUCAUAAUUUAUUAUCACGUUACGAAAAAAAACGACGACAAAGAGAACAAAUACAAGAACCAAUAACAUUUUCACUGAACACUGCUAGUGAUGUUUAA